AUAUGGCUGUGAAAUAUGGUGUUCCGGCAAGACGCAAAAAGGGUUCCGCAUUAUAAAUACCACUUUAUCGCAUCAUUUGUUCUCAAUGUGUGUACGAGCAGCAAAAUGACAUCGACGCCGACGAGGACCAAUAUUUCAAAGUGUGAGUGGUUGUUAAACGAAAUUCGAGAGUAUGUGCCAAACGGGUACACGAUCAUGUACCCGUGUGCACAUAAUCUGGUUUAUGAUGAGAGGCGCGACAUUCUACUAUUUAUAGACCCCUUUUUUGGAGAUUACUAUAUAUGGGUUUUUACGAAUUCAGAACCCUCAGGAAGGGGAGUAGCAUUUGUGCGUGUAGGACCAAGAUACCAAUCACCUCGUCAAAGGAACUGCUACAAUCAAAAGCGUUGACAUCAGUCGUCCUCCUCGUCCUUCAAAAAAACUAAUGCAGAAG
Molecule: messenger RNA, 433 nt
Organism: Photinus pyralis (common eastern firefly)
Lineage: Eukaryota; Metazoa; Arthropoda; Insecta; Coleoptera; Lampyridae
Exons: 4
Coding region: 16-390 (124 amino acids)
Source: RefSeq, a predicted model, not a curated record